CUCUUUCAACAGCUUCUCGUGCCACACUGCAACUGUCGUGAACAGGUUAAAAAGAUGUUAUUGACCUUUUAAGUUAGAAACAAUUGUUUACAUAUUGUUCAGAUCAAUGAAUCUUCCAAGACAAAUCACGAAUCGUUUGCGUGGCUUUUCAUCGGUAGCCAACGAACCUUCGAAAAGGACGGUUAAAAGCUUCGAUGAAAUACCCGGCCCAAGGGGACCGCUCGGACUGGGCAAUCUGUACCAGUACAUACCGGGUAUAGGACGCUACAGCUUCGAUGAGCUGCACCGUUCCGGCGAGGACAAAUACCGCCAGUAUGGUUCGAUCGUGCGCGAAACAAUGGUCCCGGGGCAGGAUAUUGUGUGGCUUUACGAUCCGGACGAUGUGGCGACCGUGCUGGACGAUCGGACACCGGGCAUGUAUCCGUCGCGACGGAGCCACACGGCGCUGGAAAAAUAUCGCAAGGAUCGUCCGAACGUUUACCGCACCGCCGGGCUGCUGCCGACCAACGGUGCAGAAUGGUGGAAAAUUCGCUCCGAGCUGCAGAAGGGCCUCAGCUCACCGCAGAAUGUGCGCAAUUUUCUGCCCGCCACGGACAAAAUAACGAAAGAGUUCGUUACUCGCCUGAGAGCGCAAACGGAGCCAGGCAAAAGCAUCCUAAUAGAGGACUUUAUGCCACUGGUCUCGCGGCUCAAUCUGGAAUUGAUCUGCUUGCUUGCCUUCGACGUACGGUUGGACAGCUUCUCGGAGGAACAGAUGGACCCGGGCUCGCUUUCCUCCCGCCUGAUGGAAUCGGCCGAAACGACCAACUCCUGCAUCCUGCCCACCGACCAGGGCUUCCAGCUGUGGCGCUACUUUGAAACGCCCGCGUACAGACGGUUGCGCAAAGCGCAAGAGUUUAUGGAGAAGACGGCCGUUGAGCUGGUGUCCCAGAAGCUGCUCUACUUCAACGAGGACCAGCAACGGUUGGCAAGCGGCGAGCAUGGUUCCAAGUCGCUCAUGGAGGAGUACCUGCGCAAUCCGAACCUGGAGCUGAACGACAUCAUCGGCAUGGCUUCGGAUCUGCUGCUGGCCGGUGUGCAUACGACCAGCUACACCACCGCCUUCGCCCUGUACCAUUUGGGGUUGCACGGGGCCACCGCACAGGACCGGCUGUACCGGGAGGCGAAGAAAAUUCUUCCCGAUCCAAAGGAAAAUCGAAUCGGUGCGGCUGUGCUGGGAUCGGAAGCUUCAUACUGUCGCGCGGUUCUAAAGGAAACGUUACGCCUCAAUCCGAUCUCCAUCGGGGUAGGACGCAUCCUUAAUCGCGACCACGUUCUCGGCGGUUAUCAAGUACCACGUGGAACGGUGAUUGUGACGCAGAACAUGAUUUCGUGCCGUCAGGAGGCUUACUUUCGUGAUCCGCAGCUAUUCCUCCCCGAACGGUGGAUGCGUGAGACAAAGGAACCAGUGCAUCCGCACCUGGUGCUUCCGUUUGGCCACGGUAUGCGCUCAUGCAUCGCACGUCGGUUGGCCGAACAGAGCAUGCUUGUGCUGCUUCUAAGGCUGAUACGUUCUUUCGAGAUUGAGUGGGCAGGAACCGUUCCGAUGGAUGUGAAAACGAAACUAAUCAAUCAACCCGACCAACCGAUAAGGCUACGAAUGAAGGCGAGAACUUCUUAAGGGACAGAAAGUAGAAAGCAAAUGAGUUAAAUUUAUAAUUACUAAUAUGUGCAAAUAUAGCAUUUAAAG
This is a messenger RNA of Anopheles arabiensis, 1729 nucleotides long. It is a transcript of the gene dib, whose product is annotated as cytochrome P450 302a1, mitochondrial. Gene Ontology annotation, molecular function: monooxygenase activity; iron ion binding; heme binding. The coding region runs from base 107 to 1660 and encodes 517 amino acids. Lineage: Eukaryota; Metazoa; Arthropoda; Insecta; Diptera; Culicidae. The record is from RefSeq and is a predicted model, not a curated record. The transcript has 8 exons.